AUGCUUAGACCGCAUAGAGCAGCUAGAUUAAAAACCGAAAAUGAUAAUGAAUCAUUACAGGAUGAGAACUUCCCGACAACCGAGGAGGAAGAGAGAUUCAAGCGCGAACGUGACGUAGAACGUGAAUCGGAUAGAAAAAAUGAUAACCAUAAUAGCGAUAAUGACGAGGAACGUGACGUAUUGCACAUAAGACUUAACCCAAAAGACGAAGACACAAUGUCAUUACCUGAUACAGAAUCAGUGGCAGAUAGCCUAAGCGAUAGAGAAGGCAAAUGCGAGGAGGAAAAUCCGGAAAGAGAUCCGGAAAGCGAAUCCCAUGAUAAUAUUAAUAGCGAUAGAGAGGUAGAAUCAAAAGAUGAACCGAGUGACGCUGAGAGUACGACUAGUGACACGCCGAGUAGAGAUUAUGACGAACAAAUAAAUAAUAAUCGCGGAAAUAACUACGAUAAUGAUUAUAUAGAUGAUUACGAUAACGACAAAUUUAAUAUACUAUCAAGCUAUAACCCUGAAAAUUAUAACAAAUACGAUAAAAAAUAUAACAAACGCGAAACUUAUAACAACAAAAAUAAUUCGACUCAAAUUUCAAGCGACAGUGAAAAUAGCGCUAAAGAAUACGUAAAUUCAUUCGCAAAUAACGACAAUCAAAACUACAACAAUAACUAG
Messenger RNA from Solenopsis invicta (red fire ant), 663 nucleotides. Its product is annotated as TBC1 domain family member 5 homolog A-like. The record is from RefSeq and is a predicted model, not a curated record. The coding region runs from base 1 to 663 and encodes 220 amino acids. NCBI's taxonomy places the organism in Eukaryota, Metazoa, Arthropoda, Insecta, Hymenoptera, Formicidae. The transcript has a single exon.